AUGGAGCCGGGUCUUUUCAAGAAGACCACACUGCCUCUGGAUGAUGGGACACAAGUCAUUGUCCCUAAAUUCUGGGUCCCUCAUCCAGAUUGGUUUAAAAACGAGGUGUUGCUUUCCGCCUGCGAGAAAGGUCUGGAAAUGGUUCCUCCAGAAAAGACUCCGGCUAAGUCAACCGCUGAGAUCAGAAAGGAACAACUAGAGAAAAAGAAGGCCCAACCGGUGGCCAAAGACGAUGGGACGGAGAGCAAGAACGUACCGCGUUCCUUAAGGCAGAUGAUGAAGAGACCGGGAGAGGAACUCUCCCAGCCUGCUUCUCAGAGAAGGAGGGUUCCGGCUACCCUUGCUUCUGUCGGAAGACCGCCGGCUCCUGACAGGCCUACUUCAGCAGGCAAGAGUCUGCGAGAUCUGGGCUUGAACUCAGGGCCGGCUGAGGCCAGAACUGGGGAGCCUGAGGUUCCCUCUAGCCGGGUGCUAACUGUUGCAUCCGGCUCCAAUGCGGCUGGGGGUGGUGUCACCCCUCAGCCUGAAAACCAAGAUGCCUUUUUUCGUUGGCCGGAUCUGCAAAACUAUGCCAAGAGAAUCCUGAGGACUCUCACCCAGUCCGAAAAGGAGGCGGUACCGGGUAUCAACCAAGUCAACAUUGAAUGCAUCAACUCACUGCUGGCUGAGGUGAUGUUGAGGGUUGAUGGGAUGAAGGUCCCCUUGCGGAAGAAGCAAGAGGAGGUAAGGGAUGCCCAAAGAAGGGCAGCCGACCUUAUUGAUGUCACCCAAUAUAAAACGAUUAUGUAUGAACUCGAAACUAAACGUCGGGAGAUGAAACAGGGAAAGCUCAUCAAGGAGCUCACGGCUGCUGCUGAGGAGGCCAACAAGAAAGCAGCCGACUUUGAUACUCAGGUCAACAACCUCAAGGCUGAUGUCAAGGCCUUGGGGGAGGUUGACAAGGAGAACACCAAGCUGAAGGCUGAGGUCACCCGGUUGAAAAAUGAGCUGGCCCAGACCCAGACGGAGCACAAGGACCAGUUGGUAGCUGAACAAGACCGGCUGGUCACCAAGAACGAGCGCGACUGCGAGGAGCGCAUGAAGAUGACCUAG
This is a messenger RNA of Chenopodium quinoa (quinoa), 1092 nucleotides long. RefSeq names its product hyaluronan mediated motility receptor-like. Bases 1 to 1092 code for a protein of 363 amino acids. The transcript has 5 exons. NCBI's taxonomy places the organism in Eukaryota, Viridiplantae, Streptophyta, Magnoliopsida, Caryophyllales, Amaranthaceae. The record is from RefSeq and is a predicted model, not a curated record.